AUGUCAUCGCAAUGGGGCACGCUCGGCGCCGAACAGACGCUGGAGGGCGCCUCCUCGCGUGCCUGGACCCUGCGCUUCGAGCGACGCCUAGCGCCCCGCGAGGGCGCGGCCAUUGUCAACCCGGCCUCCUCCGUCUGGCUCGUGCGCGACCGUGCCUCGGCCCGCCUAUACGCCGCCAAGCGCCAGCAGCUUGCGGCGCUAGACGAGGUCGACGCCUUGGUCGACGAGGCUGCGGCCUGGCGCGCUGCCUGCCUUGCGGAUGACGCCUCGGUCAUCCCCGAGCUUGUCGACGUCUUCGUCGCUAGGACCGCGCCGUUUUCCGUCACUUUUCUUGCCGAGUUUUGCGGAAGGGGCCUGCUGCCGAAGGAUCCGCCCCUGUCGGAGGCCGUGUUGUUGACCAUCGCGGCCGAUUUGGCAGAUGCCGCCGAUAAGCUGCCGGAGCCGCACGGCCACAUCGCUUACGAAAGCUUGCUCGUCGAUGAUAAAGGAUGCAUAAGGCUUGCAGGGUUUGGCGCCCAUCGCUCAGCCAUCUUGAGGGACAACCCGGGGUUGAAUAAGCAAGAUGACGCCUUUGAUAUUGGCGUGUUGCUGUACGAGCUCGUGUUUGGGGGGCCGCCGCCGGAGGACUUGCAAGUACCAGAGAGCCCAAACUAUUCCAGGCGCUUAACGGAUAUCAUUGUCGCUGCACUAGGGCAUGCCCAGCCUGCUGAGCUGAGGGCUAUGGCUAUGUCCGUUGGCGCGGAGCUGAGGGCCCCGAUGCUUGAUGUGGAGAAGAAGAACGAACCUGAGAAGGCCUUGCCGCAGCAUAUUUCAAGGGCGACAGAGAGAAAUGUCGACAGGUUGGUGAGUGGAACUGAUAUUGGCACCGCGUUCUCGACAUUGCUUGAGGAUCUAAAUGCAGAGCCGGAGGCGGUCGCAUCGGCCGUUUUUAAGCAUCUAUUUACGAAGCCAGUCAGCAAAGAUCCUUUGUGUGCGAUGAGGGUGCUCACGAUGUUGCAUAACCUCAUGUUGGAUGGUCCGGACACCAUGUUAGCGGCAGUGCGCAAGAACGACAAGUUUUUGGACUGGACCGAAUCUUCUUGGACUAGGGAGGCCAUAGAAGCGUCUGAUAGCCCAGAUGAUGCGCACCCUGCUACCUUUUACUUCGCCGGUGGAGAACUGGCGUUUUAUGCGGCGACACUGAGGAGAAAGGCUCGCUUUCAUAUGCUUGCGGCCGGUGCGUUUUCUGGUAGAUGGGAUCGCACUGGGAAACUUGGCAAUGAUGGCCGGGACGUGCUCGUAACCCGAAGACGGAAAGUCAUCGGAGGAAUGGCCGACGUCAUGGAAAUGGCAUCAGAGAUUGGCUGCAGGCUCGCUGCUGCGAAAGACGCUGAGGCUGCUGUGAAGCAAGCUGCUCUUGGUGCGCUGGUCAGCGAAUGUUCUCUAGCGGCAAUUGCGGGAGUCAGCCUAGCGUUUGAGGUCGAGACUAUUCGUGACGCAGAAAAGGUUGCACCUGGUGUCGGCCGUUUGCAUCACGCUGCUAGAGCUCUCGUGUUUGCUGUCGAGCAAGUUCCGUCCGCUGGUGGCGAGCAAUGGGUGGAGCAGUUUGCAAGUGAGGAACCACCAGACGUCGUUGCGAAUGCGGCGGCCAAAGAGAAUCAAGCAGCUGGAUUGGACGAGACAGCAGACAUCCCUUUGGACGGCUGGGCCGAAACGGAAAAAAUUGUAAACGAAGAGAAGGCGAAGAAGAAAGAGAUGAAAGAGCGGAAGAAGAAGAAAAAAGAAAAAGCAGCUGCGAAAGCAAAGGAAGAGGCAGAGGAGCGCAAGAGGCAAGAAGAUAUUACCGCGGCGGAUGGAGCACUCGUUGUUCAUGGCGCCGAAGACGCAGCUACGAAGGCCGUAACAACUAUGUUUGGCGAUCUACUUGCCAUUGACCAAGCAUCCAACACAGUCCCCGUCUCGCAACCGGAGCCGCGACCCGUUCCAAACAUGUCCAAUGCUCAGGCACUUGCUUCUGCUUUUGGCGUUCCAGAAGAGUCUGUUGGUGGUCAGCAUCUUCCUCUUCCUCCCCCUGAGGGUUACGGAGACGAUGAUGACGAAGGUGGAGGCUACGACGACUACCGCGCGCGACAGGAGGAGAAUAGUGCACGGCAGAAUGAAACUAGGCAAUCGUCGAGUACGGCAGCUUGGGCUGCUCGCUCAGCACGAUCAGGGCACUCUAGCGGUGCCCUUGUUGUGAGCGACGGGCCACGGAAAAAGUCGCAUCCCGCUUUUUGUCAAUGCGCGAUAUGCCAUCAAGAAGAGGCGCAAGCAGCAGCGCUAGAGGCCGCGGCUUCAACUACACGUAGUGACGAUGUGAGCAACUCGUACGAUUAUGGUAAUCGAUACCACAGGAACGCAGAGCAGGAAAAUUACGGCGGAAAUGAUUAUGCGCAAGGAACUAGCGCGACACAGCAGGAGCCAUCUCGUCCGAUGUAUGGCGACGCCGAGAAGGACUCCCUUGACGACGAAGAAGGCGAGCAAUCUUCUUCUGGAUAUGAAAGACGAGGGCAGACGAGAGCACGCCCCGACACCAACCCAUUUUACGAGGAUGAUUAUGAUUCAUACGAGAGCAUCACAUACAGUCUUCCAAAGGAUACUCCUGCAAAACCCGAGCAAGCAAACCCAGUGUAUGCCAUGCCGCCGCCAGGGGCAGCAUUUCAAAUGCCAGAAGCGGAGAUGGAGUCACGUGGGUAUUCUUUGCCGUCCCAUGCUGCCAGAGUACCACCCCCUUCGAUCGUAGGACGGUUUACGGUGAAAAGGGACAUGAUUCUGAAUAUGAAGAAGCUGCGCAUGGGUGAUCGACUUUCAGACAGUGGCACCGUAACAGUUCACAAGGGGGAAUACAAUCGGGAAACGGUUGCUAUCAAGAAACUCACCAAAACCGGUCUACAGUCGGCUAUCGCCAUAGAGGAAUUCACGAACGAGGUGAAGUGGAUGACUCAAUUUUCCAGCCCAGUCUUACUGAAGUGCGUGGCCGCGUCACUGCAAAAACCCAACUACAUCUUCGUCACAGAGCUUAUGAAGCGAGGUACUCUUUUCGAUGUGUUGCACAAAAAUCGCAUCAAGCUGACCUGGGCAAUGAUUAGAAAGAUAGCUUUGCAAUUGGCCGAAGGUAUGAGCCACAUGCAUGAGAAGGGCAUUCUGCAUCGAGACCUUAAGUCUUUAAACAUCUUCGUCGACGGGAGCUACAACGUGAAGAUUGGGGACUUUGGCUUUUCAGCAUACGAGCAGGAGCAGGCGGACGAUGGAAUCGUCGGGACGUUCCAAUAUAUGGCACCAGAAGUGCUUCGUGGAGAGCCCCAUACGACGAAAUCGGAUGUGUUCGCGUUCGCUCAAGUUUUGUGCGAAAUUGUCUCAGGGAUGGCUCCCUUCCAGGGCAUGGAUGCCAGGGGUGUGGCGGAGCGCGUCGUGAGCGAAGAUAUUCGACCUGCAAUCCCGAUGCAUUGCCAACGAGCCUACGUGAACCUGAUUCAAAUGUGCUGGGGCACCGUUCCAUCAACCAGGCCAUCGUUCUCGGAGGUCAUCGAGCUAAUCAAGUCGACAACGAAAUAGAUAUGCGAGCGAAGGUCCUAGUAGCAAAUAGAGAGGAGCAGAUAUGUCUGGCAAUUGGAACUCGAAAAAGACUCGGUGUCAAAGGUGGUCUACUAAAAGUACAGUGCUGCUGCAAUUACCA
Messenger RNA from Chondrus crispus (carragheen), 3694 nucleotides. RefSeq names its product Serine/threonine-protein kinase. The transcript is spliced from 2 exons. Gene Ontology annotation, molecular function: ATP binding; protein kinase activity. Gene Ontology annotation, biological process: protein phosphorylation. The record is from RefSeq and is a predicted model, not a curated record. The coding region runs from base 1 to 3573 and encodes 1190 amino acids. NCBI's taxonomy places the organism in Eukaryota, Rhodophyta, Florideophyceae, Gigartinales, Gigartinaceae.